Rhizophagus irregularis DAOM 181602=DAOM 197198 is the source of this 1532-nucleotide messenger RNA. RefSeq lists its product as uncharacterized. The record is from RefSeq and is a predicted model, not a curated record. Gene Ontology annotation, cellular component: membrane; oligosaccharyltransferase complex. Lineage: Eukaryota; Fungi; Glomeromycota; Glomeromycetes; Glomerales; Glomeraceae.
CUUCCAUGUCAAUUAAAAAAAUGCGAUCGCUUUAUAAGUUUCUUUACAGCUUCCUAGCAUUUAUAGUGCUGGUUACGUGUUUAAUAUACACAGCAUCAGCAAACGUAAAUGCAAUUAUUUCACCACCUUUCAACGUUCCCAAAAACUGGAAAAACACUAAUAUGCUUCGAACGAUAGACCUUACAAGUUCUAUCGUUCGAGAAACCACUGCGGUUGUUGCUCAAAACAUUCAUAACGAAUCGAUAGGUGAAUAUUAUUAUCCUAUACCUAAAGAAUGGGAUGAACACUUAUCAUUUAUUGAAGUUAAAGAAAGAACGACAGAACAGUUUUUUGAAGUUGAAAAAGCAGAAUUUAAUUCUCUCAACAAGAUCCAAUAUUAUAAAAUUUCCUUCAAUCGUCGUCUCGAUCCAGAGGAUAAAAUUAAAUUCAUUGUAACAACAGCUUUUACUCACGUGCUAACCCCUUACCCUAAGGAAAUCGCACAAACAGGAAGACAAAACAUAUUAUUUCGUGGUAAUCAAUAUGGUAAUAGUGCUUAUCACACAGCUCAACAAAAAACCAUAGUAAAACUCCCUUCAGCUGUUAUUAUUAGCUACAGCCAACCAACUGGGUAUAUAACUAGUAAUCGAAACACGCUCGAGUAUGGGUUGUUUGACGGCAAAGAACCUAAUUCUUACGAAGAACUCAAAAUCCAUUAUGAAUUUCAACAAAGUAUAUUAACUGUCAAAGGGUUAAGACGCGAUUUAGAAAUUAGUCAUUGGGGUGGAAAUCUUGCAAUUGAAGAGCAUUUUAAUUUAACUCAAGAAGGGGCAAGAUUAAAGGAUCAAUUUUCGCGACUUGAAUAUCAUAAAAAUAUCUAUACACGUCAAAACUCUGUCAUGACACGUGAAUUAUCAUUGAGUUUACCAGCUCACGCGUCAAACGUAUAUUAUCGUGAUGAAAUAGGUAAUGUAUCUACAUCUCAUUUACGAUAUGAACAAGAUAAAACAGUUUUAGAAUUCAAGCCACGAUAUCCUUUAUUCGGUGGAUGGAAUUAUACUUGGUAUUAUGGAUAUAAUGUACCUAUUGGAGAUUUUGUGAAGUAUCACUCUGAAAGUGGUCGAUAUAUUUUGAACAUACCUUUCAUAAACGUGCUCCCUCGAGUUACUUAUGAUAAAGUACAAGUGAGAAUUAUAUUACCAGAAGGUGCAAGUAAUAUAAAAGUAGAAACCCCAUUUCCUGUUGAUAAAGAAUCACAUGGUGUUCACAAAACUUAUUUAGAUACAAUAGGACGAUAUCUUAUUGUUCUUGAUAAAUUUAACGUUCUUAAUGAUCAUUCAAAAAAUUUUCAGAUAUCUUAUACAUACAAUUCAUUUGAAUUAUUAAGAAAACCUUUAGCAGUCUCAGUUUGCCUUUUGGGUGCAUUUCUUUUAAGUAUGGUUUAUUCUAGAAUGGAAUUCGGUAUUGGAAAAUCCGAGAAAAAAAGUUAAAAUUAUUUAUAUUUAGAAUUAAUAUUUUUAAAUAAUUUAGUAUAUAGAAAAAAAAAAAAAAAA